Molecule: messenger RNA, 6399 nt
Organism: Phyllostomus discolor (pale spear-nosed bat)
Lineage: Eukaryota; Metazoa; Chordata; Mammalia; Chiroptera; Phyllostomidae
Gene: CCND2
Product: cyclin D2
Exons: 5
Coding region: 285-1154 (289 amino acids)
Biological process (GO): regulation of cyclin-dependent protein serine/threonine kinase activity; mitotic cell cycle phase transition; positive regulation of G1/S transition of mitotic cell cycle
Cellular component (GO): cyclin-dependent protein kinase holoenzyme complex; nucleus; cytoplasm
Molecular function (GO): cyclin-dependent protein serine/threonine kinase regulator activity
Source: RefSeq, a predicted model, not a curated record
UAGAGGGAGGAGAGUUUGCGUCACUGCCUCGCAGAGCUGAAGAGGAGAGCGAGCUGGGGAGAGCUAGGCUAUUUGGAGGGGAGGGUAGGCAGAGUCAGCGGACCCCGCGGCUCUCCUCUCCCACCGCCCAUCUCUUUCCUCACUGCUUCCCUUCUCUGCCCUUCACUUUGCCCCGAAAGCCCCAAUUAGCCAAAGGAAGGGUAAGGGGAACCCUUUCCCCUCCCCCCUCCAAAAAACUUUUCCAGUUCGAAGAAAGCAGGGGACUGGGUGGGCACCCGCUGGCCAUGGAGCUGCUGUGCUGCGAGAUGGACCGUGUCCGCAGGGCCGUGCCCGACGGCAACCUGCUCCACGACGACCGCGUUCUGCAGAACUUGCUCACCAUCGAGGAGCGCUACCUUCCCCAGUGCUCCUACUUCAAAUGCGUGCAGAAGGACAUCCAGCCCUACAUGCGCAGGAUGGUGGCCACCUGGAUGCUGGAGGUCUGUGAGGAGCAAAAGUGUGAGGAGGAGGUCUUCCCUUUGGCCAUGAAUUACCUGGACCGCUUCUUGGCUGGGGUCCCGACUCCUAAGACCCACCUUCAGCUCCUGGGUGCUGUCUGCAUGUUCCUGGCCUCCAAGCUGAAGGAGACCAUCCCUCUGACGGCAGAGAAGUUGUGCAUUUACACCGACAACUCCAUCAAGCCUCAGGAGCUCCUGGAGUGGGAGCUGGUUGUGCUGGGGAAGUUGAAGUGGAACCUGGCGGCGGUCACUCCUCAUGACUUCAUCGAGCCCAUCCUGCGCAGGCUGCCCCAGCCCAGUGAGAAGCUGCCCCUGAUCCGCAAGCAUGCACAGACCUUCAUUGCUCUGUGUGCCACCGAUUUCAAGUUUGCCAUGUACCCACCGUCGAUGAUUGCGACUGGAAGCGUGGGGGCUGCCAUCUGUGGGCUGCAGCAGGAUGAGGAAGUGAGCUCGCUCACCGGCGAUGCCCUGGUGGAGCUGCUGGCCAAGAUCACCAACACCGACGUGGAUUGCCUCAAAGCCUGCCAGGAGCAGAUUGAGGUGGUGCUGCUCAGCAACCUGCAGCAGUUUCGUCAGGAGCAGGGGGACGGAUCCAAGUCGGAGGAUGAACUGGACCAAGCCAGCACCCCUACAGACGUGCGGGAUAUUGACCUGUGAGGAUGUCAGUCGGGCCUCAUGGGAGAGAUGUGUUCCAAUCUGUUCUCUCCUUCUCUCUGGUUGUUUUGUUCUUUAUGUUUUAGGAUGAAACUUAAAAAAAAAAUUCUGCCCCCACCUAGAUCAUGUUGAAAGGUUUUUUAGAAGUGAGAGAAAAAGGUCCUAUACAAAUGGAAUAAUUAAAAGCAUUUGGUACCUAUUUGAAGUACAACAGAAAGGAAUCCCUUGUGUAUGCGAACAGUUAUUGUUUGAUUAUGUUAAAAGUAAUAGUAAAAUGCUUACAAGAAAACUGCAGAGUAGCUAGAGAAAAUGUAUGCCUGCAAUAUGGGAACUAAUUAGAGGAGACUUUUUCUUCAUGUUGUAAACUAGCACAUAUACACCCCUUUUAGGAUAACUUCAAGGAACUGCGUAUGCCAUUGAUGGCACGAUUAGAUUGCAAAGCCAUGAACUCGAGAAGGAAUUAGAAAUGAGGAGGGAUACGGUGGGGAGGGAGGACAAAGCAGUCUCUCAGCGUGACUGAACCAUUUUGGAUGGAGAAGCAUCUGUGGUCUCGGCCACCUAUUGCUAAGUCAGGAGCAUUGCUGGAUCUCUAGUUAGGAACUCUUGCUGUCUACAGUAGCUGCUACCUAAAAAAGAUGUGUAUUUUCCAGUUGGACACAGGUGAUUGGAUCCUGGGUUUUAUGUUUUUUGACAUCCUGCUUCUUCUUCCAAACAUGGUUCAUUGCACACACCACCAUUUUUUGUCUAAAGGGGUCAAUGUAGCUCUGGGCCAUUCCCAAAACUCCUAUGAAACCAAGGCAGAUGGAGGCGAAGGGUGGGAUCUGGAAUGGACUCUUAACGAAUUGAAGAAUGUGACCUUGGCAUCCCUUAUUAGGAGAAAACUAAUUUUUGGUGCUAAUUGGCAUGUCUGGUCCACAGUUUAGCAUUGUUAUAAACCAUUCCAUUCGAAAAGCACUUUGAAAAAUUGUUCCGGAGGGAUAGAUAGAUGGGAUGGUUUAUGCAAAUCAUGCUGAAUAGACUCCUCCCUUCUCUGGUGCCCCGCUCCCUCACCCCCAGUCCUGGUACUAUUCACGUCUGGUAUCUGACAUUCUCUGGUACAUGUUUCUGGUCUCCCUGCUAGGACUGAAGAGACAACCUUUUCUGCUGACAUUCCCAUCACAACAUUCCUCAGAAAAGCCUAAAAACAAAGAUCUCUUAUUCUGAUGGCAUGUAAGGAUAUUAAUUCCCACCUAGAUACUUCUCCUUUGGACAUGGAAAGAAAAGUUGUUGCUGGUGCAAAGACAGAAAGCUGAACAUCAGUGUGGCAUUUUGUUCCCUUUUCCGUUUUUUGUUAAUUUCAUUGCAAAGGUGUAUUCAGUGUACUUGAAUUUUUUUCCUCUCCACUUCUUAAACGCAUUCAGUUAUCAAAGAGGUUGGAGCAACAACUUUUUUUUUUUUUGCACAAUUAUAAUUGACAGGUGAUGAAGCUAUUUGUUAAAAUAUUUGCCUUUUUUAACUAAACAAGGAAAAUCAGAACAGGGCUAUUUGAACAAUUAUUUUAUACACAGAUUCUGCCUUGUUUCAUAGCAUGAGGGUUGAAGAUGGCGAAAAAUCUAAGGGUCUCUUAUUUUUCAUUUUAUUGUGUUCGGUUUUUUUAUUACUUUUUUUUUGCGCUGCUAAGAAGCUAAAAUCAUUCAUCCUUAUUCACAUUAACAGUACCUAGCUGUAAUGUUUUUCACAAAGUGUGCUGCUAUUUUAUAAACAUUUUUAUAAUAUAUUAUUUUACUGCUUAAAUUCAAAGUCCUGAAGUAGAUGGUUGAGAUAUGAGUUCUUCGUACUGGAAAAGCCCUUCCAUACGUAUAUCUUCUGGUAGCGUAUUCACAGUUGGUUUUUUUUUUUUUUUUUUUUACCUUUUGGGUUUUUGGUUUUGUUUUUUUCUUCUCUGAUCACAUUCUUCAAAGACAGAGUGUUCUUUACCUCAGGUUUACUGGACAAAAUCAAUAGCUACAAAAGAAAAUGAUUCACAUUUUUGUUUUCAUAAUACCUCACAAACAUACAGUUUCUGCUCGGGAGCCCAUGAGUGUGGGGGAAGAAGGAGGCAGGAGGAGGCUGCACGCCCUCUCAGGCAAGAGGCAGGUGGGUCUGGCCCAGGGUCUCACACCCUGGAACCUUUUCAGUAGUGAAAGUCACCAGGCUUCCAUUUCGACUCUGGUAUCCUCAUCACGAUGGAAAAAAUGCAGCUGAACUAAGGGAUUUCCCCUCCCACCACCGCAGACAUUGAGCACAGAUGUUCAUGCAGUGGACGAGGAAGUCAUUCAUAAUUUGCACUUAGGUGUCAGGAGACAGGCCACUUGGAGACCCUCAUCUUACAGCUCUUUCUGAAGCAGGGCUUUCCUCGCCAGGGCCCUCUCAGCUUGCAAGGACCAUUCCCUCUCUUCCCCUUUCCAUGAUGCGGGCAUCCCCAGGUUAUGGUAAUCACAGGCUUUUCCAGGUCUGAAUCUGUAGCAUGCGAUGUUGUGGGGAAUUCCUUCUCCCAUCUGUCUCCACCAGGGACAGUCAGUGCUGUGCAAGGCCAGGUCCUGUACUAAGUGGCACUGAAUGUUUUCUAGGUUGAAAUCACAUUGAAUUGGCAUGAUUGGCAAAACAGGCCAAAUGAUUACUGGAUGGUAGUUGAAGAGAGGUGGUAAGGCUGCUUCUUUAUAGAGGUGAAUGAGACUCUUGUGGGAUGUUUAGAAGGGUUCAGGGCUUGGUGGGUUAGCAUAACCCUAAAUUCUAGGGAGUUGCUGGUGGGGUAGUGAGUGGUGAAUUCUGAAGUUUUGGAGAGGAAAGGUGAGUGUGGUGGGGGCAGUCUUUUAUCAAGAGCCUGGUUUGCACAGGACACUCUUCUGGUCCCUGAGGAGUUCCACAGAAUGGUCCAAGACGUGGUCUCUAGAGUUCUUGGGUGUCUUGGAGCCUGAAGACAAACUGAGGUACAAGCCUACUCCAUAGUGACCAGUCCUUAAGCUCAAACAGAAGAAGUAGCAAAUGAGAGAAUCUGACAAGGAAGGAAACAGGCCAACAGACUGUCCUGCAGUCUGCAACUUUCCACUUUUCCUGAAGCCCCUGAUGUCACUGGGGCCUUCUAGCCAUUUCUACUUCCUGUCCUCAGCCUAGUGUGAUAGAAGGCGUGGGGUGGUUGGGGGAGGGGGAGAAGGUGCUAGGUUGUCUGGCUUUUCCUGCCUGUUCCCCGCUUUAAACAAAAGAACGAACUCUGGUGUGUAAGUGGUUGGCACCCUCUCCUUGGAUCUCGGUUUCCUUGGUAGGAGAUUUUGUCCCAGAGGAGCUCAGUUCUCGUGAUUUUUAUUUUUCUCUUUCACCUCCCACUAAAGGGGUUCCAGACCUGUUCAGGUCUUUUUCUAUCUUAAAAAAAAAAUCUCUACUUCCUCUUUGCUGUGUUUUUGUUUUUUUUCCAUCAGUGGGGGCUAAGUUGUUCCCCUAGCCUGCCAAAUUUUGUUCCUUCCCCUAUUUUGGCCAAAUCCUAGGGGGAAAUCCUAGUAUGCCAAAAAUAUAUGCUAAGCAUAAUUUAAUUCCAUGCGGGUUCAUAACAGCCAAGAAGCCUGUAGGUAGAAACGGGACAGAUCCCACAGCAGAAUGUGUCCCAUGUGCCGAGAGGACGGCUCCUCAGAGACGGGCUGCUCUUGGAGGAGUCUUCGUGCUGGAACUGCUGCAGGACCCUGCUGAAGAGCUUACCGAGUCUCACAGCCAGGUCUGCCUCAGUCCGCAUGCUUUGUUCAAGAGGUUCUGUUCUGCCUCUUACCAUCCUGGUCGGGGCUCACAUAGCUCAGAGGCCACAGGGACUUAAGUGACAAGGCUGGGAGAGGAAGCAACUGUGACUGCAUCAUGCUGUACACCCUCGUUAGUGGCAUGGGCUUCCCCCAGAGGGAGCUGUAGCUUCCCUGCAGUCUGAUCCCUUUACGGCCCCUCCACACUGCCCUGGGAGCUCAGACUGACAGGUUAAGAACAUUAGGUAGGAUGGGAUGGCUUUUCUCAAAGAGGGCAGGGGAAUUUUCUCUCCAUGGGCCAAAGGGAGCAGGGCUGGGAGAAGAAAUAGACUUGCACCUUAUAUCAUGUAAAUAAUGAUUUUCUAGUUCAAGAAGAUGAUAUUGGUAGUGUGGGAAUGGGAGGUAGGGAUGGGGAGGAAGUCUGAGUAAGCCAAAAGGAUUCCUCCUUGUUUAUCUUUGAGACAGUCCAACCCUGAGAAUAGCUUUAAAAGGGAAAUUAAUGCUGAGACAGUAAAGUCCUCUUAAGCCGACAAACUAGCUAUAGAAUGAAUGCGGGCUUCUACCUGUGUGGGCUUGGAGCAGUUUUCAAGAGCUGCUCAUGCCCUUGUCCAUUUGUUCAAAAUAGGGCAGGAAGACUCAAGAGGAUGUUUGUGACUUCCUCAUGCCGUGUGGCUUUUCAUGAUUCUAGAUUCUAAAGCCGAACACCAUUCAGCUACAUUUCUCAGAACUCUUCUCCUACAUUUGUGUGUCUCUGCCUUAGACUUGGCUGGGCUAUCAGACCCAAUUCUUGGCUCAGGUUUCAAGAAGCCAUUGGCAAAUGUACCCAUGCAUGCUGUGGCUGCAUCAUUUAUUCCUUUGCCUGCAGCCUACUUUGGGGGAAAAAAGUGCCUUACUGACUGUAGUAGCCAUUACAGUAUCCAAUGUAUUUUGACAGGUGCCUGUCCUUAAAAAAAAAGCUUGUUUGUUUUUUAAUGGGUUUCAGUUAUUAUUGCUGGCCAGCUCUUAAGUCCCCAGCAAAUCUCCAGGCCAUGGGAUUUUUUUCCAUUAUAUUCAUUACCCUUGUGCCAUGUACCUCAGAUCUCUCUCUCUCUCUCUCUCUCUCUCUCUCUCUCUCUCUCAGUUACAGUUUCUUGUCUUGGACUUCUUUUAUUAUUAUUAUAAUUUUUUUUGCUUUAAACGAGUGUGAUGCCAUAUCGAGUCAAUGUAAUUCUCUCACAAUGUACUCUAUAAGAGGUGUGGGUGUUUGUUUGGUCGGGAUGCUAGCAAGUGCUAAAGUAGUGUGAGCAGUAUAAACAAAAGGUGUUUAGGAAGUUUGGAAAAAUGUUUUAUUGGCUAUGAUGGCGACAUGAUAUAGUCAGCUGCCUUUUAAGAAGACCUAUCUGUUCAGUGUUAAGUGAUUUUAAGAAAUGAUAACGUGUUAUUCUGACUAGCUUAAAAGAUGGAUUUGAAAGUGGUUUUGGAUGCAAUUAGGUAAUGCUAUUUGGACAAUAAACUCACCUUGACUUAAA